CCAACAUUGCGGACGACUGCAAUUUCUGAGUGAAUGCUUGGAGCAGAAACAAACCUGGUCGCGGACGGGGUAGUGGCACUAACUUAGUUUUUGCACCUGGUGAAACUGUUUGAGGUAGCGAGCCAAUUACCCUACCGGUACUGCCGUAGACAACGAAACUGGAUGGCGGUGACAUCAUUUGAAACCACGCAAACAGUACAGGUACUACGUACGUACUGAACCAUAAAAUUCGACGACGAUUUUUUGUCUCACGAAAAAAUCGUUUGAGUAACGGAUAGGGGGUCCUUUUACUACAAGCACAGUACUAGAUCACAACUAUUUUUGAUUUCCAAGAAAAAUGUUUGUGAGAUCGGCUGUGACCAGUUCACCUCCAAUGGCGACUCUCAAUAUUACUAAAAGUUCUCGAAACAAAACUUAUAGCGAAAUGGCUGGUGUCGACUUGACUCAAAAUGGCUGCGACGAACGCUCUUCAAAACGGCGGAAACUUCAGGGCGACAAUGACAACRACACUUGCAUGGAUGGAGGUGACACCAUCAUUGCCACGGUAAUGGACAAGGAUUCACAUGUGAGCGUUGCCACCGGUUUUCAAUACAGAAGUGUUGGGGCCUUGAAAUGGGGAGCGGUGACUAUAUAURAUGACACGRCACACACGUCAACUUYUUGCUAUCAUCGCGACAGCCAGUACGGCAGCGAACAACAACUUUGCCAAUGUUGCUCUCUCUAUCAGUGCAACUGCCGAGCGGUAGCACUUGGCAGCAACCGAGUGUUUACUACUGCCUAGCAACGGUCCAGGACUCAAUAUUCACAUUCUUCGUGCACGAAUGUUGUGUUUAAUCGGUCCAUCCAUCCAAUAUUUCCCCAUCCAACACUACACUGCAUUGUAGGACUCCAGAAGCGCUAUGGAUGAAAGAAUUUUUUUAGUCGGUAUGAAUGAAAACCGAUGAAUCGCAUUUUGAGGAAAAAGUUUCUACGAUGUCCUACGGUAGAUCGUACGAAGGCACAGAAGAACAUCCGUAAGAAAAACAACUUUACUAACGGAGUCUUGAUUGAAUGUGGCGCGAUCGAUCGAAAGAGCAACUCUUAAUCGAAAGAGCAACUCUUAAGUCACGAGUUCACUCAGCUUCAUUGAUUCUACUCUCUUCGACUACCUCGACUAGAUUGGAAUGAAUUUCAAGAAGGACGAUAGCUACCGUACGAGUGCGUACGUACGAGUUCGAGUACUUCAUCAACCUUUCAAAGUGGAUCGAGGGUGGCGCAUGGUCCUAGCCACGUUAUCCUCCGCAGACAUUAUCGCUGAGUACCCGACAGGAUUACACUGGUGUUGGUCUUCAGAACCGGUGCGAUGAAUGGAAAAAGAUAGUCGGAGGUCGGUGAUCGGCCUCGCAAUGGUGAUCAGCAACAUGCACCCGAAAUGGAUGAAUCCAUCUUUUUGUUUGUGAAUUGCACGCAUAUACAGCACAGAAAUAUCAGCAGCUGGUGUAUAGAUGGACAGAGCAACUGCGAAUGUGAAGUUGGUGACUACGAGAUGAGAAGAGAGGAUGAAACACAAGGACCAUUGUUUCGCUUGGAAGAAAUUUGAAUGUGUGCUAUAUGUUUAAUAAUUGAGAAUGAAUCCA
Pseudo-nitzschia multistriata is the source of this 1616-nucleotide messenger RNA. Lineage: Eukaryota; Bacillariophyta; Bacillariophyceae; Bacillariales; Bacillariaceae. The record is from the annotation of a GenBank genome assembly.